GUUACAAUAUUUAAAGCAGACACAUCUGCAGCGGUAAUUUAUACAGAAAAAAAAUACACCAAAAUUGAUCAGAUAUAAAAAUUAUAUACAUAUAUUUUGGUUGUAUAACAAACAGAAAGAAUAGAAAUAAUGUCGGACGACUUUGCUCCCAUAAAGUCCUCAUUGAAGGAUCCUUCUGUCUUGCCUCUCGAGAUGCCAACUGCGCUGCCCGUUUGCCGGAAACCUCGUCCGGAUCUCAACUCGCUGACAGUGCGCCAGUAUCUGGAUCAGACGGUUGCGCCCAUUUUGCUGCACGGCCUACAGGCGCUGGCACGUGAGAGACCCACAGAUCCCGUUAGCUAUUUGGCAACAUAUUUGUUGAAGAACAAAAAUCGAUGCGAAGAGAUCAAUGCCGAUGCAAUGUAAAUCGUUUUGUUGAUAACUUUUACACACGCACACAUAAUGUAUUUCAAGUUUUGUUAACUGACAAACGCUGAUAUUCGCUGGUUUUGAUUGAACCGAUUUCAACGUACACAUUUUAGAGCUGUCUGCCCACUUGUCUAACAAACAAUACAACCCAAACGUUACACUCACCAAAUGUACGCUCUGCAGCCACAUGAUUUAUUCGAUGUUCCUUGUUACAGCUUACGACCGACGCACAACAAUUAAAAAUACACUUAGUUUACACAAAUAAAUAUUAAUUUGUCGCUGUAUUUUACACGGUUGCUGCAC
This is a messenger RNA of Drosophila novamexicana, 711 nucleotides long. Its product is annotated as protein dpy-30 homolog. The transcript has 2 exons. Gene Ontology annotation, cellular component: Set1C/COMPASS complex. NCBI's taxonomy places the organism in Eukaryota, Metazoa, Arthropoda, Insecta, Diptera, Drosophilidae. The coding region runs from base 130 to 405 and encodes 91 amino acids. The record is from RefSeq and is a predicted model, not a curated record.